Messenger RNA from Triplophysa dalaica, 2201 nucleotides. Its product is annotated as sialoadhesin-like. The coding region runs from base 134 to 1075 and encodes 313 amino acids. Lineage: Eukaryota; Metazoa; Chordata; Actinopteri; Cypriniformes; Nemacheilidae. The transcript is spliced from 9 exons. The record is from RefSeq and is a predicted model, not a curated record.
CGGUAAAACUGACAGCAAGUGAUAUUUUACACCAGCUUUAGUAAAAAAAGGAAGGAACUAAGAUCAACAGAUUAUCUACCACUUUGAACCACUGAAGUCACUUUUAACACAGAAAACUGCACAGCAACAUGUCAUGACUAACAAAAGUGUAUGUGAGAUCCUACAACGUAAAAUCAUGAACUUCAGACUCUCGUCACUCAUUCUGCUGUUACACAUUCAAGGGUCCCUGACAUUGGACAGCUUUUCUGUAACCUGUACUAAAAAGAACAUUUGUGCUGUAAGGGGAGCAGAGGUGACAUGGUCGUGCUAUUACACAAACAUCAAAACUGUGUUCUGGUUUAACAAGAAACAAAGUAAAAACUGGAGAGAAAAGAAUGAACCUGAAGAUUUGAGGUUAGAUUCAAACUACUCAGGACGAGUGAAACAGAGUUUAUAUUACUACCAAUCAGAACUCACAAUAACAGAUGUGAGAGAGAGAGACUCUGGAGAAUAUCAGCUCAUGUUCAUUAUGAAGGAUGGAGUUAAACACAUCAGCUCAGUCACAGUCAAUCUAACAGUCACAGUUUUACAGGUGAAGAUGAUUCCUCAAUCUACAGGGCAGCAAGUAGAACUGAUCUGUGAUUCUUCCUGCGAGCUGAAAUCUCGAUCUAAUUACGACUGGUACAAGAAUGGACAUAGAUUCAACAAUAACAAUAACACAUCAAAAAACAUAUUAGUGUCAUCCAGAGGAAACGCUGACAGCUAUUCCUGCUCUGAGUAUGGUGGACACAACCCCUCCACUUCUGUGUGUGUGUCUAACAGCAGCUGUUGGGAUGUGACUUACACAUCUAGAAGAGUUUGUGCUUUAGUGGGAUCAACAGUAGAUAUUCACUCUUCAUAUUCACAUCCCACUGGAUAUACAGUAGUGAACACAUUCUGGCAUUAUUCAAAUUUUGACUUGGAUCUGCGUGAGGAGCAGCAGUUUGAUGGUCGUGUGGAGUAUGAAGAAAACACACUGAGAAUCAAAGACGUCAAGACGAGCGACUCUGGAGAAUAUCGAUUCAGAAUCAUCACUAACACAUCAGGAGGCAAAUGAUCUGGUUCCCCUGGAGUCAUUCUUACUGUUACAGAUUCACAGGUGACAAGCAGUCCAGACCCUGUGGUAGAUGGAGAAAAUGUGAUAUUACACUGUUCAACCAAAUGCACUCUGGAUAACAAACACACAUACAUCUGGUAUAAGAAUGGAACACAGGUAACAGAUGGAUUCACAUUAUUAAACAAGCUGUACCUGAACUCAGCCAGCAGAGAGGAGAUACAACGGUAUUCAUGUGCUGUCACAGCACUUAAAGAAACGAUGGACAGCUCAGCAUUUGUCCAAUACACAGUCUGUCUGCUGGUGUUCCUGCCUCAGUUUCUUAUUAUAGGAGCUCUGUGGAUGUGGUUUUUCAUCAGCAUGAAAAAAACAACAUCUAAAAACAGAUCUGAUGUCAAAAAUGAACAGAUUCCAGCACUUCACAUGUCUUCUGUGUAGAUAAGCUGUCUGUCCAUCAGAAGUGCUGCAGUGAUCUCAUUGUGUGCAGAACUCAUGGUGAUGACGUCAUCACUUAGCGACAGCUUUCAGCAGCAACAUCCCUGAUGCAAUGAUAAUAAAUGAUUUCUCAGUGUACAUCUCAAUUCUCAAAUAGAAUUAAUCAUAGAAGUCUUCAUUCAAGUCUUGCGUCAGUACUGGAUAAACAGAAACAUCUGUCAAAAAGUCUUUAUGUUGCAAUGUCUGAUCAAAACACAAAAUUGAGGUUUAUCUUUCUGAAGGUUUGAUUUCCUCAUGCUACUAUAAAUGUACAGUAAGAGGACAUAUAUACAUUUUUAAUAAAGCUUUAUUUUUCACUAUAUUUGGAUGUCUGGCCUAAUAUGAGAUCAUGAAUUUUUUGUUGCAAAUAUAGGCUAUUGCUUAUUAAGUUCAUGCCUCUAUGAAAAUUUGACAUACUGUAUGUCUGAAGAACAUGUAAUGAGAACGGAGCCAGGCAAAGAAUUGAAAUAUACGAAUAUUUGGAUUUAACUAAAACGGAUUAAUAGUCCAUGUUGACUUACAGUACAUGUUCUUAUUUCUUAUUUAAAUAAGACUAAACUUCAUGUUGAGUUACAUGUCCAAGAUGUUUGCUUAAUUGUUAUGUGUAUUACCUGAUUUUUGGCUGAUUUUCGAAUUAAAUUUACUCAUUAUCUUA